Molecule: messenger RNA, 1904 nt
Organism: Anguilla anguilla (European eel)
Lineage: Eukaryota; Metazoa; Chordata; Actinopteri; Anguilliformes; Anguillidae
Gene: tm2d3
Product: TM2 domain containing 3
Exons: 6
Coding region: 97-837 (246 amino acids)
Source: RefSeq, a predicted model, not a curated record
ACUAACCAAGGUUUGAGGAAGUCAAAAUUGUGCAGAGCAAGCUUCGGGAUGGGAAGGGAUUUUUAGUUUCGGGGAUCUGAGAAAGCUGCAUUUAUCAUGAGAGCUUGCGGGAUCACGAUUCUUUUGUUUAUAGAUUCUUGUCUACAAUCUGUAAACGGGUACCUGAGUUCCCCCCAUCUAGGCCAGGAACCCCCGUACAGCCGAGAUGCACAGCAGAGUCCGGUUAUUACAAGCCCUGUGGCCGCAGCUCCCACUCCAGUGUCUCCAAAAGAUUUGGCCGGCUACGCUCACAAGUGUCCGAGUGGAGGCCUGUGUUCCAAGCUACCUGCUAGCUGCAUCACUUGCAUUGAACGUUACAACUGCUCGUAUGGCAAGCCUGCCUCCUUUUCCUGCAAGACCCUCGAGGGUGUCCACUGCCUUGGGCCUUCAGGACAGCAGUUGACCAACUUCUCUCUCACAAUGACCUGCCAGUUCUGCUGGCAGCUGGACCCUUCAAAGUACCAGUGCUCCAACUCUACCAGCUGUAUGACAGUGGCCUGUCCUCGCAAACGCUACAAUGCCAACUGUACUGUGCUGGACCACGUGCACUGUUUGGGGAAUCGAAAUUUCACAAAACGUCUGUACUGCAACUGGACCGGAGGGUACAAGUGGUCAACAGCCUUGGCCCUCAGCAUUACACUGGGUGGGUUUGGAGCCGACAGGUUCUAUCUUGGCCAGUGGCGAGAAGGCCUCGGGAAGCUCUUCAGCUUUGGAGGGUUGGGCAUCUGGACGCUGAUCGAUGUGCUGCUGAUUGGAGUGGGCUACGUGGGGCCUGCAGAUGGCUCUCUGUACAUCUGAGCUGAAGAACAGAUGGGGAGGGGUUGCUGCUUGCAUGGUGUGCUGCCCAUGAGUGUGACUUUUAUGACCCCCUAUCAGGAUAUUCCUGUUCACAUACACCUGCCUGGUCCAAAUCCCUCUAUAACACACUGCGCUGCCCCAAACACCCCCCUGGAACAUACUGGUCAGAGACGCCUCCAUUUGCACUUGUCAGAUGGCAUGCUCAUCCCUCAAGACUGUCUUUCUCCUUUUUGUAUUAUUUAUUAAUUCAAUGUAUAAUUUAAAAUAGAAUCUUAUGGAGCAAGGAACAGCGAUUAGAGUCAGACAUGUGAGGUGCACUUUAGGAGAGCCAGGGAGCUUCUUGCGCAUGUGUGUUCAGUGUGUCCUGUCUUUUUCCAUCACUUUAGUGUCUCUGUGGCUUAGAUUGUCCAUUAAUGUGAUGGAAUGAUUGUAUCUAUUUUGAAGAGGAACAUGGAAAUAAAAACUGAUUUCUCUGUUUGACGCUUUAAAACUGCUAUUGGAUGCAAGGCAGGCAUUGCUGCUGGCUACGGUCUCUCGAUGCUUUGCGACAACUGAAAGCAUCUUCACAGUGACUUUUGCCAGGCAGACUGUUGAUGGUUGCUUAUAUCUUUUUUGUGAUCAGUUGUGUAUGAUAUAUAAUUAUGACUCAGUACAUUUGAAAUCCUACUACAAAGUAUGUCCAGAAAAGCCACCUGUAUAUAAAUGUUCUAUAGGAUUACAUAUAGAACAUAUUUGUAAGUGUUCUUGGGAUAGUUUAUGCAAAUCAGAGAUCAAUAUUGUGAUGAUGGUUUAGAAUUAAUGGUUAAGCCGCUUCUGUUUUCAUCGUUCGCAAAUUUUGAAACUUCAAAUGAAAAAGGUUUAUUGUACAGUAAAUGUAUAUAUGUGCAAAGUAUAUAUAAUGUAAUACUUAAUCGACAAAUACGAGAAUGAUUACUCAUUCGGUUGAUGAAUAUGUGCAGCAUUAACUGGUUUCCUACUGUUGAAAGAUUUGGUUGUGUACACGUUUUGGUAAUGUAACUAAAUAUUUGUUAAAACGAAUGUAUAUAAAGUCUCGAAGGAUUUCUGUA